ACCGUAUGUAUUGGUUCCGCGUGUGUUUCUCGUUGUUUAUUUAUUUUCACGAAAUUGGCGUAUUUGGAUGUUUUUACUGGCAUGUACAUGGUUUACCCGACAGUUAGCGGCGAAUAAAAAUCACAACGUAAUUUCUGCACGGCGCUCGUUCGACAUGGCGUUGUUCGCUACGGUGGCGUUUUACAGCUAACGAAAAGUGGAAGCGCCCCUCCGUUAGUCACGGCAGACGAUAUAAAGGAAGGAAACAUGUCGACGCAAGCGUCGGUUAAGUCACCCUCUGGACGUGGCCAGUGGGGAAGAGGAUUGGAGUUCUUCCUCUCCUGUGCCUCUAUGUCUGUCGGUCUGGGAAAUGUCUGGAGGUUUCCCAACGUUGCAUACGCCAAUGGCGGAGGAGCCUUCCUAGUUCCUUACCUCAUACUUCUGCUACUGAUAGGACGUCCCUUGUAUUACAUGGAAAUCGCCCUCGGUCAAUUCAGCGGCCUAGGAACUGUAAAAGUAUGGAAAGCAGUGCCAGCUAUGCGAGGUUUGGGCUACGCACAGUUGUUUUCAGUCGCCUACACGCUCAUCUUUUACAAUUUCUUAGUCGCCCUCGCUGUCCGUUACUUCUUGGCUUCUAUGUCUUCCACUCUUCCGUGGACGCAAUGUCAAGACAGCUGGUUUCAAGGCACGCAGCCUCCUUUGUCGUGCGACAGCUUCAAUAUCUCCGGAGGAACUUCUUACAACACAUCUUUGAGUAACGCUACCGAAUCUCCGUAUAACAACACACUGUUGAGUGACAUGUCAAACGUGACUGAUCAUCGAAAGCGUAUUUCCGUGCCGGAACUCUACUGGAAGUACCACAUCACGCACCAGUCCGAAGGUCUGUGGGACAUCCAGUGGAUGAGCUGGGAGUUGUCCUUGUGCUUGUUUUUCGUCUGGGCCUUUAUGGCCCUCAGUUUACUCAAGGGCGUGAAGACAAUAGGAAAGGUUGCGUACUUCACGGCUAUCUUUCCCUACGUCGUUCUCAUCUCGCUCCUCGUCGUCGCCUGUCUCCAAGAGGGAGCGUUCGAAGGCAUCAAGAGGUUCUUCACUCCGGAAUGGCACAAAUUAUACGACAUACAGGUUUGGUACAAGGCGUGCGAACAGUCAUUCUUCUCCUUAUCGAUCGGCUAUGGAGCGCUCAUCGUGUAUUCAAGCUACAACGACUUCCGGAACAACGUUUACAGGGACGCCAUCAUGUUGAGCGUUCUGGAUACAUUCACUAGCAUCCUGGCUGGCUGCGUCGUAUUCUCUGUACUCGGAAGCCUCUCCACCAAGUUGGGUGUCGAUUUUGAGAACGUCGUCGGUUCCGGAGGAACAGACUUGGCUUAUAUCGUCUACCCGGAAGCGCUUGCCAACAUCGUAUUUGUUCCUCAGCUCUGGUCGGUUCUCUUCUUCUUGAUGCUGUUCACGUUGGGCGUCGGCAGUUCCGUUGCUCUCAUGGAAACCAUUUUGACUACGAUCCGAGACCAGUUCCCACAAUUGCAGAAACGGAAAUGGAUGCUUGUCAUACCAUGCACUACAUUCCUCUUCCUGUGUGGACUUAGUCUUACCACAGACGCCGGGCAGUACAUCAUGAGGAUCCUGGACAACUACGGCGUCGGCGGUGCCGUCUUCUUUUACGCCAUCUUGGAAAGCGUCUCUAUCAUGUGGAUUUACGGGUACAGAAGCUUCUGCAAAGACAUUGAGUUCAUGUUGAACAUGAGGGUCGGUGUCUUCUGGAAAGUGACCUGGGCUUUCAUGGCUCCCAUCCUGCUUAUAGGCAUAUUCGUCUAUGGCAACAUACUCCUCUUCAUGGAUGGAGGCGGAGCUGGAAAGGGCAUACCGUGGUGGGGUAACCUCCUUGGUUGGAUGCUCGCUGCCGUCUGCCUUAUCCAGAUACCCGUGUGGAUGGUUGUGGUCGUCCGAAAAACAAAAGGAAGCUCCCUAUUAGAGCGUUUGCGGCGGUCCUUUAGGCCCGCCAUGGACUGGGGGCCCCGCGAUCUAGAGACACGACACCAGUGGAAGAUCAUGAAGGAUGGCCUGGAAGACAAGGGCAUGGCACCGCCACCGUACGCCGUAGCAGUACUGCCCCUCUCAAAUGGAUUGAGCAAUCCCGCUUUCGAGAUGACAGAAAGGACUUCGCUUUAAUAGCAAAAAAAGAUAGUGUAUAAUAUAAUGUGGACCGGCGAUGUUGCUCGUUGAGCACAGUUCGUGGACAUAUUUAUAUGCGGGCACACAUCAUGGGGCGUCGAUACGGUGCAAGGACAACAACAUGAAGACAUUACUGAAGGCGCUUGUCAACAGAAGUGAAGUUGAAGCCAACAGAAGAUUACACGUUCUUCAUAAGGGAACUUCACACAGCAACACUUCUGGCGUCUAUUGUUCGCCCCCAGGGGGACAAGUGGGAAAUUUGCCCCCCCACUCCCGUAUUUUCGCUUCCCGAAGGGUGUCUUUGUUACUCCCCUUCAGGCGGGCUCUGGGGGGCAGUUGCCCCCCCCCCACACACACACACAAAAAAAGAAAGAAAUUAGAAUAAAACUUCAGACAAAUGGGGGGUCUGAAGUUUUCCUGGAAUUUUUUGUGCGCACUAUGGUGAUGUUGAAAGAAAAUUAAAAACCAAGCAAAAUCUC
This is a messenger RNA of Ornithodoros turicata, 2630 nucleotides long. Its product is annotated as sodium-dependent nutrient amino acid transporter 1-like. Gene Ontology annotation, molecular function: L-amino acid transmembrane transporter activity. Bases 247 to 2148 code for a protein of 633 amino acids. Gene Ontology annotation, cellular component: plasma membrane. Lineage: Eukaryota; Metazoa; Arthropoda; Arachnida; Ixodida; Argasidae. The transcript has 15 exons. Gene Ontology annotation, biological process: sodium ion transmembrane transport. The record is from RefSeq and is a predicted model, not a curated record.